CCCUGUUCGGAGUUGAAAGAAACCGGAUGGUGUUGAACGUUUUCUAGAGCAAAGAAGCGACCAACGAGAGUGUGUCCGCCAUGUUCCGUGGUACUGUUAUUGCAGAUCGUCUUUGCAACGAUAGUUGCAGCAGCUCGAUAAAACGCAUACAGACGAUUCCAUCCUUGGUAUCUUAACCGUCCACGAAAUUACGAAGUAUUGUUAACGAAUCGCACGCGGGGGCAACGUCCGCGUCGUAACGCCGCGUGUAUUUGUCCGUCCACAUAAUUAAGAAAAAAAAACGAAACAGAGAGAGAGAGAGAGAGAGAGAGAGAGACGUAAAGAAAGUGGGGAUACUUUUAGAAGACAGAAAGAGAAAUCGUAUCGUCCGAGAUUCACGCGUGGCUGUUGAAUGUUUUCGGAGUGAAUUGGUUUUUUUGUUUUCUUGGAGAUUAUUAUUUUCGUUAUCAUCUCAGAAACGAGGCAAGGAAAGGGAUCUCUUGAGAUUAUUAUUACACGAUAAAGGAAUAGCAGGGAUGCAUCGAGAACGAAUGAAGGUGUCUCGAUACGAGACAACUUUUUCUCGUGGUCAACGCUGGAAGAGGCAACGAAUACCGAACUCCGAUCGUCCCACUGGACGCCAAUGAAAAAAGCGAAGAGACAGAUCGAGUUGUACGGGAGGCGCUGUAGGUUUUAUAUCAACCAGAUAAAUUUGCGCGAGGAGAAGGGACGAUGGCCGAGGAUCGAAAGAACGCACAAAGACUUAUCGGUCAGGUUCAUGCGGUGCGGCAUAGUUCACCACCGCCACCAGCACCAACAUCUGCAGCUACUCGAAAGGAGAGUUCGCCACUUCGUGGUCCUCGAACUCUCCUCCUUAGGCGUAGCGAAAAUGGCUUCGGAUUCACUCUCCGACAUUUUAUCGUUUAUCCGCCCGAGUCCUGUUGCAUGUUGCCAGGACACGAGCGGACAAGGAUCGAUGAGCCUAUGGACACGAUCUUCGUAAAACAGGUGCGAAUCAAUUCGCCAGCAGCAGAAGCAGGUCUUCGUACGGGUGACCGGGUGGUUUCUGUUGACGGAAUACCAACACGAGGUGAACAGUACGCCAGUGUAGUGCAACGUAUUCAACAAGCGGGUCCUUGGUUGCGUCUACUCGUUGUUUCAAAAGAAGACGAUAUCUUACAACGGUACUUUGGUGAAACGGCACACAAUCCUGAGACGAAUCAACGUCCACGAUUACGUUCUCCAGAGAGGAUCUCUCAAAAGCAAAGAAGAUCUAUCAGCAUGAUCCCAGGACCAUCGCCGAGAACAACGAGGCAAUCAUGGAUUUGCUCGCUUCCAGAUUCGGAGAAUCAGAAUACGACUACCACUUGUAGAGAAAGCGAGGAAGUUGUUUACAAAGAACAACAAGGUAACAAGAUGUCACCGUCUAUACCAGUGAUCACAGCGCAACAAAGAAGAUUCCUGCAUGAAACGAGUGUUCCUUGUGAACCUAUCGAGGAUAGAAUGCAAUCAAGAAAACUACAGCAACAACAACAACAAGCUAGAGAAGCCAUGGAAUCACCUCUCCAAUCAUACAGCCGCCCCUCUCCGGAUCAAAGGUUCGAUUUGUACGAUAGAACGCGUCCCGAAUCGAUUUACUCUAGACCGAGUAGCGAGCAAAUUUACGAUCGAAUUAAAGAUCCUAUUUACGAACGCGUUAGAUCAGGUGAAUCAAGCCAAUUUGAGAAAGAACAACAGUUAACGAUGUUACGUUAUCCUAUAUCCCGCGCGGAACCACAAGUUCCUAUUUACCGUCCCGGCAGACGCGUGAUAGCGAGACGAGCGAGCGAAGGCAGUGGAGGGACCGGACAAACAAAUGAAUCAGAAGUUCCAAAUUAUGGAAGUAUAGACGCUCUUAGAUCAAACGAUCCAAGUUCAAGGUUGAGUAUGGAUUCUCGAAGAGACUCCUCACCGAUCAGUAAGGGUAGUUUGUCCUCGUUCGAUUCUAAUUCGACCGUUACUGGAAACGAGUGUUCCGAUGAUUCUGUAAUCAUGAACAGAUUACGUAAGAGUUUCGAACAAAAGGAAGAAUUUUUACGCAGACCGAGUCAUCCGAUCGGAUGGAGUGUCGCGGAGGAUGCAUCGAGAUUGCAACAGGGCGGUAGUAACUCAGCUGUUAUUCAAAGAGAGUUUUACGCGAGACCGCAAAAACUUCAAAGGCAAAUUUGGCCACCCAAUGAGCAACAACAAAGGCAACAAUCACCUACGAGAAGAGUGGAAAAUAAAAGCAAUUGUAAAUCGGCAUUAACAAAACCGUCGAAUCAAAACGUCCAAAGGGUGAAGACGGAUCUUGAUUCUGAAUCGGAUUAUACUAAUACACGAAACGAUCAGAAUGAUGAUCGAUCGAAUCUUAUUGACAGUCAACGUAACAUCAGAGAUAGAUUUUACUCAAGUCUUUAUGAGAGUCAAUUGGGUAAAGAGAAUCAUUUCGUUUAUCCAUCAACUAAAACUAACGAUCAAGAUAGAUAUAAGAACACCAGUAAAUCUGUUUUCGUCAGCACAUUAUCUAGAAUACAUGAAAAUGCGUCAAAUUUAGCGACGAAUCAGCAACAACCUCAAAAUCCUCGGAAUGAAUCACUUUCGGUGCCAUCUUCACCAGGUCCAGAUAAAAGAAAUAAUGACAAAUUCCUGGUACCCCCGCAGGGACUACAAAUUGUUUCUAGACGAGCGAAACAAUUUGAAUCUGGUCGACUUCUUAGCGAUGAUGAAGAACCAACCAGUGAUCGAACUAAUUUGUACAAAAGUGAGCUGUCUAGAUUGUCUAACAAACGAAGUGUACCGAAUGUUGCUGUCAUGAAGAGAGAGUUUGAAUCGAAAGCAGAAUCACAAGAACCAAGAAGAAUACCUGCUAAUAGAGAGAGCAAGUCGUUAGAUUCCGGGAGGGGAUUGUCCGGAAACAGAAUAUUUCCUAUAGGCAGCAAGUACAUCCAUUGUGAACCUCCUGUCAACUAUAAAGAAAUUCAAGAAAUACCAACAAUGGAAAUAGAAGCAGUUCAUCUUAGGGCACGUAGUAAUAGCGCAGAAUCUUGGGAAGCUGUAAAUGGAUUGCGUGGUAAUACAAGACAUACAUGGCAAACAGGGGAAGAAGAAGAGAAAGGGAACAGAAAUGAUAACGGUGAUAAUAAAAACCAAAGCUAUGCAGAGUCUACUAGAAAUCAGCUUGCUUCUUGCGAUGAAACAUCAAACAAUGGAGUAAUCCUUAGACGACAGAAAAACGCACAGUUAAGCGAUGAAGAGCGUGCUAUGAGAAGAGUUUCCUACCUGAAAGCUACGUGGAGUGAACGAAUGCACGUUGAUAGUGAUUUAGAUCUUAGUGAUACUGAACCUGUUCACGUUCUCCGAAGUGCACAUAGACGAUGGAGACCACCGUUAUUUACAAGUGACAUAACGCCGUUAAGACGAAUCUUUGAGGAUAUGACGCAGUCUACAAAUCUUCAUCGACAUUCUCUUCGUAACAGUAUCGCAAGUACCACAGAUAGUAGCAAUGAAGCUCCGAAGGAAGUUGAACCAGUUGAACGAGAAGGCAUACUUCACAUUAAGUUUACAGUGCUCGAUGGCAAGCGAUCUUCUGAUCGUUCCUGGAAGCAAAUUUGGGGUGUUCUUCGAGGUCCAAUUUUAUUCUUUUAUAAGGAUCGUCACAGUCAGAGCCCUUCAUCGGUUAACGAUACUGAAGGUACUGUACAAAAUAUUGAUGUAAGGUGUUCAUUGGUGGAUAUUGCUGAGGAUUACACUAAACGAAAACAUGUAUUACGAGUGGUAAAUCCUACAGCAGAAGUGCUUUUACAAAUGGAAGAUGCAGCUUCGAUGGCUCUUUGGCUACGAUCACUUCAUAAGUAUGCUGCUACUGAAAAGCCAUUGGAUAUUACAUCUAGUACUUCGAAACAACAAGCAGUACCACAAACUCCCGGACCAACUACACCCAGUGUUGCCUCUGUUCAAAAUGCUAAUCAAAGACUGAGUCCUUUACCCAGCCAUAAAGGUAUCAAGAAGUUAACAUCUUUCAGAAACAGAUCACCGACUGGGCAAUCGCCAGUGAAUAAAACAAGAAAGCCAAGUCAAAUUGUGGAACCUCUUUCAUCUCCAAAAACUAAAACUUGGAAAGGUAGGGUAGCUAAACAAUUUAGAAGAAUGCAUGGUCAAGCUGGUUCACCAUCAUCACCUACUGCACAAUUGCCACCUGAAGGAGCUACAUUUAAAGUUCCUCUUGAACUUUGUCCAUCGUCUUCCUUUUCGGAAUUUGUACCUCUUAUAGUUGAAAUGUGCACUAGUAUAGUGGAGGCACGUGGUCUUGAAGUUGUUGGAAUAUAUAGAGUGCCUGGAAAUACUGCUGCCAUUUCUCAACUUACUGAAAGUGUAAAUAAAGGAUUUGAGAACAUUAAUCUUCAGGACCCGAGAUGGAGCGAUGUGAAUGUGAUAUCUUCUUUACUCAAGUCUUUCUUCCGACAUUUACCAGAUUCACUAUUAACUGCAGAAUUAUAUCCCAUGUUCAUUGACGCAGAUAAAAUUGAAGAUCCACAAAGGAGAAUGGCAACUAUAAGGAAAUUACUAAGAGAUCUUCCAGAACAUCAUUUUGAAACACUCAAAUACUUAAUGUUGCACUUAAAGAAAAUUGUAGAACACAGUGAAGUUAAUAAGAUGGAAGCUAAAAAUUUAGCUAUUGUUUUCGGACCCACAUUGGUACGCGCGAGUGGUUCAAGAGAUAAUAUGGUUACGAUGGUCACUGAUAUGUCUCACCAAUGUAAAAUAGUCGAGAGCUUAUUAAAUAAUGUUGAUUGGUUCUUCUCAGAUGAAGAUCUCGAUGAUUUAAGUAGACUUAGCGUAAAUUUAAGUCUUCCAGCUGAUGGUUGUGAGGUUGAACCAACAUCUAAUACAAAUCAUAAUCUUCUUUUAAAUAAUAUACAAAAAGUCGAAGGCAUGCGUGAAAUGGUAUCAGCAAAGGACAUUGUAUCUUCAAUCAUAUCUGCAGCUAACCGGAAAAUUCAAAGAAGACGGAAAGGCCAGGACGAAGCAGAAAAUGAAGAACACGAUGAAGAGAAGGUUAAAAUGAAGCACGAAUCGGAGAGUUCACCGACGAUUCGACAAAGCAUGGCACUUAAUGAACGUCAAUGUUCUGUCAGUGAAAUUGUAUUGAUGCAUGAAAACAAAAGUCACCUCAAUCAUUCUAAUAAUUCUUCCGAGCCGGCUGAUCGAUCUUCAGCAACGAAUAAUAGUAGUCCAGUAAGUGCUUCGUCUUCUAGUCGAUCCAAAUAUUCGAAUCAACUUGUGCCUACUGUCUCUUCGAGUUCCGAAGUUUCGAGGCCUUUAAGCGAGGCUGGUUUGAGUUGCUUGGAUACAAAUUCGAUGACAUCAAACGCAUCCAAUGAGACUAAACAGAGUAAUGACGAGGUAGCUAUAAGAACGUAUGCUGGUCUGAGUGCAACAACACAAGAAAGAAUACGAAGGUUUGAACAGGAGACAAAGGCUAUGUUGCAGAGAGAUCAGCAUCGGCAGAAACGCGAAGCAGAGAAGCGAGAAGAGGAAAGACGAAGAAUAGAAAAGGAAUGGCAAUUGGCAAAACGAGAAAUGGAAAAUGACGAUCUUUUAGAUACUAUAGUAGACAGUACGAUGAUUCCUAAUUUUCUAUCCGAACGUCUCUCCAAUAUGAAUCAGAGGUUGGCAGAAAAAUCAUUAGCGGAUCUCCCUGAGAAACAUGUUCGAUCAAGAUCAACAACAAGAAUUACUCCGUUGUCAAUAGCUGUCCAACAACAACCUACGGCUCGACAGAAAGCACAAGCUAGUAAUCAACUUAGUAAUGUAUUAGGCGAGAAGAUAAAUAAUGGUGUUAUCAAAAAGUUUAAAACAGAUAAAGAGCCGUCUUUAGAAUCUAUUUGCCUACCGCCUAUUCGUUACGGCAGUUUGGAUUCGUUGCACGAAGUACACACGCUUCCUCAUUCUUCACCUUCGCCAUCGCAACAACGGAGAGGAAUUUCUGGAGAUAUCUCGGACGAUGCCGGAUCAUGUUUUCUACAUUGGACUCAGAAGAUUCUCACUAUUAACAAAAAGCUUUCUAGGCAUACAACAAGUCCGGGUUUUUGGUGCUACAUAUCGUCCCACCUACACGGUACCACAGGGUCCAGUGGCACCACCGCGAAGACAUCGGCCUCAUCAUCGUCUGAUCCAACAUCAACAAGCUUUAACAGUACCAGAUCAGCAUACGGAUCAUCAAUCUCAGGAACAGCAACAGCAACAACAACAACAGCAGCAGCAGCAACAGCAGUGCCAACAACAAACUCAAGAGCAACAACCCAGACAACCCUGUCCUACCUACCGAAACACCUUUCAGAGGUGCCAAGAGGGUCAGGCUCAGGACCCGAUGGGCCCUCCAAGACUUUAAACAGAUUUCUCCGAGGUAGUGAUUUAUUGACCAGUCUUACGACAACCUUUGAUCGUAAAUGGAAGUCACUCGUGAAUCCAUCAAGUCAAAUUAUUCAAAUGCCCGUAGAACCUGCAUCUAUCGACAAUAUUGAAAUUUCAGAUGAUCAAAAAAAGCAAAGGGUUGAGGACCUAUCCCAAAAGAAUCAGCAAACGGAAAAAGUUUACCGCGAUCCUAGUCUUCAUAGAUCAUCGAUCGAUAAAAAUCAUUUUCUUCGAGCAAAAGACGAGGCAUUAGAAAAAGAUACAGAUUCAACGGUUACCGAAGUACGCGAUACUGAUGCAAUGACUACGCCGGAUAACGAUCGAAAUGUAAUCAAAUUAGAAACGAAAAACGUUCUUAAUCAUUUGAAAGAAACUAUCGCGAUAACGGAUUCUAUUAAAAAAGAAGAUGAUAAAAAGAAAGAAGAUAUCGAUAUAGCUCAUGCUACUGCUACAAAAGAAGGAAAUGGAGCGUCAACUUUUCGCAAACCUAGUGAUAUGGAUAAUAAAACAGAAGAGAAAAAAAUUCAUGAUCGAGAACUCGAUUCAAAUUAUUCGAACAAAUUAGAAAAAUUCGAAAUAUUAACAAAUACCGAAGAGAGAUCACGAUUGAAGAGAUCCGAAUCAUUGAAUAAAAGAUCAGAAAAUACUUUUUCUAAAUUGAAAAGAUCCGAAAGUUUAAACAAACACUCUGAGAGAUUAGCUUCACCGACAAAUAGUAAAUUGAAACGUUCGGAAAGUUUGAACAAACAUUCCGACAGAUCCGAGUCGCCUAAUAGUAAGUUGAAGCGAUCGGAGUCUUUGACUAAAACGGAGAAAACUGAAUGUAACAUCAGUAAAAGACGACAAUCCGUUAGAAAGGACAGUGCUACGAAGUUGAAGAGGAAAAACGGGAUGCCAGAGAGAUCAAUUAAAAGAAGACACACGGUCGGUGGUACGAAGGACUUUGAUAAGGUUCACUGGCUUGAUAAUAAAUUACAAUCAGAAGCAGAAAGAGUUAUUAAAAAUGAUUACAAGCCAAAGAAAAGUCAACUGAGAACAAGUUCACCCGAUCUAAGUACUAAUCGCGUCAAUGUAGCAGACACUAGCUUUUUGAUCGAAGUCAGUUUUCGUGGUCCUAGUAACGUUGUUUUUAAUGUUACUAAUGCACGACCACAAUCCUUGCCAGACGCCAAUUUAGCAUCGAAAGUUUUUAAAGUACCUCUCGAAAGUCACGUCUAGAUACUUCUAUUCUAUUAAAGUAUUGCCUGCCAUCGCUUUCGAUUGAUAAUGCCACGUGUAAUUAAUCGCUAAACGAGCCAUAUCAAAUUCGAUAUCAGAUAUUGAUCAAAUAUUUUUGCAUAAACUCCGAAUCAUCUAAUAAUUAUCAAUUUGUUCAAAAUAUAUUGUAAAUGUUUUCAAAUUCACCGAAUGUAGGUAUUCCAAGUAUAUAAAAAAUUACUCAUGCGUGCCAAAGAAUUCUAAUAACAGUUUUUUAAAAAGUAAUCGAUAUUUAAUCAAUAUUUUUUAUUGCUUUUGUUCAAGGAACAAAAUUAAAAAUUUUAAUAAUUUUUAUAAAUUCAAAUUGAAUUCUUGAUUUUAGAUUUGUAUGUGCAUCACUUAUCGUUUGCGAAUGAAUGAAAUGCUAAUACGCUGACCAAAUCAUUUUAUCCUAAUAUUGUAUUAUGUUAUAUUAUAUAAAUUAUAUUAUGUUAUACUAUAUACUGUACUACAGCUGCAUUGAGUAUUAAUGCAGUAUGCAUAUAAUGAUAUUCCAUUGGUAAAGAAA
Messenger RNA from Vespula pensylvanica (western yellowjacket), 8179 nucleotides. RefSeq names its product rho GTPase-activating protein 21 (gene RhoGAP19D). The record is from RefSeq and is a predicted model, not a curated record. Gene Ontology annotation, biological process: signal transduction. The transcript has 25 exons. Gene Ontology annotation, molecular function: protein binding; phospholipid binding. Lineage: Eukaryota; Metazoa; Arthropoda; Insecta; Hymenoptera; Vespidae. The coding region runs from base 712 to 7632 and encodes 2306 amino acids.